Cladophialophora carrionii CBS 160.54 is the source of this 3060-nucleotide messenger RNA. RefSeq lists its product as uncharacterized. Gene Ontology annotation, cellular component: cytoplasm; nuclear membrane. Gene Ontology annotation, biological process: protein import into nucleus. The record is from RefSeq and is a predicted model, not a curated record. The coding region runs from base 1 to 3060 and encodes 1019 amino acids. NCBI's taxonomy places the organism in Eukaryota, Fungi, Ascomycota, Eurotiomycetes, Chaetothyriales, Herpotrichiellaceae. The transcript has 2 exons. Gene Ontology annotation, molecular function: small GTPase binding.
AUGGAGCGCCUGAUAAGGGAUCUUUAUGAUCCGGCAAACCAGUCAUCUCCUGAGCGGAUCAACGCCAUCCAGACUCAGAUCCAGCAACUGCAGCGGGAGAAGUCUGCGUGGCAACUCGGGCUCGACCUGCUACACCACGGAGAAGCGACCGUACGUUUCUAUGGCGCGUUGACGCUGACCAUCAAGAUCAAUGCUGAUUGGGACAAUGAUGGUGUGGGCAGGGAUGAGCAGAUGAGGAAUUACCUGCUCGAGGCUUUAGUGACCAACUACAUACGUCUCAUCACCCUCCCAGAUUCGAACUUUGUGGUGCAAAAGCUCGUCUCUACUCUCGUCACUUUCUUUGUGCGUCCUGAUUCGGGUUGGACAAUGCCACUCAGGCAUAUCAUGGCCUGCAUGAUCGGCAGGCAAUAUGUUCCUGAAGAAGGCUUACCGGAAGUCGAGCAAUUGCUUGCUGGACCCAACCCCCUGUCUGCCCAUCAGCUCAAAGGGGUCCUGCUGCUCGCCACGGUAAUCGCCGAGGAUCUGAGCAAUCACUCCUCAAGUACAAUGGACGACGGCAAGAUCAACAGUCGUGUGGCUGCUAAUAGUCUUGACGCGUUACAGCUCUUGAGAUACUCUACGGCAUUUGCCCCAGAGUCCCAGGUUACAGUGUUAGCGAAUGGCCCCGAUCACCGCCAGGUCGAGGCAGAGUCAAAAGAUGGUAGAGCUGUCGAAGUCUUACACCUGGCCGUGCCAGCAAUACCAUACUGGACCAACAUGAUCAGAUAUGCCAACGGUACGGAGACCCGAAGACUCGAGGAUCUCGCAAUCCAUUGCCUCUCUACCGCCAGUAACUAUCUGGAAACGGCGGGAAUGACCGGUAGCGUCCUUCAGAUGCUAAUCUCUCUUGAGCAUUCGUCAGCGAGGCUUCUACGGCAAGGACUUGUGGGUUUCCCAUCCACCGUUGUGUCCUCCAAAAUGGCCGCAGAAAUGGUGACUUUGCUUGUACGGGGCGACUUCGUUCCUGACGCAAUGCUCUUUGUCGAUUUCUUGGAGUCGAUCAUGAAUCGUGCUGACACCACCAAGCCUGACUAUUUACAUGAUCAGGGGUUGGCAGAGAUAGUGCGAAUCAUGGGACGGCUCCUUCGCUGUGACGGGGUGGCCGUCAUAGAAGACCCGGUCUGCCACAUUGUCCUCCAGAGAAUCACCGAGAUAUCCGAGGGAUCCACGGACUGGGAAGAUGUGAAUGAUCCGGCUAUGGAGUUCCUGAAAACAUUGACAGCGGACGCCUGCGAGGCCUGUCUUCUGAAGAUCAAAAUCCCUCCGGAACAAAUGUCCAGUGAGACCCAAGAUUGGGAUGCGGAUGAUCGAGCAAGGUUUCGCGAUUUUCGCUACGACGUGCACGACUUCCUCCAGUCAGCUUUCACCAUACUGGGGAAUGCAUUGAUCGAGGAAGUUGUAAAGACGGUCAUUCAACAGGCGACACCACCAGAUUGGAGCACCUUUGAAGCCAGCACGUUCGGGCUAAUCGCGUUGUUUGAUUGCAUAUCCUCAGAGACAGACACGUACGACCUUCUGAUCACUACCGUACUAGGCAGCCCUGCUUGGAGCCACCUGCUUCAGUCUACUAAUGUUCCAGAUCGAGCGUUGCAGACAGGGAUCAACUUCAUCGCCGAGAACGUCACUUACCUCGAACGGCAUUCCGACCGGCUGGUCCCAAUCCUCAAUUUCCUCUUCUCUUCGCUACACCUCCAAGCGUCCACGACUGCGGCUUCACGUGCAAUAUUCAAGCUCUGCGACUCGCAUCGAGUAAUACUCAGAGAAGGACUGCCCCAAUUCAUGGGAUCCCUGGGCUCAAUAGGAGAUAUUGCCGAGGCAGAGAGACACCGAAUCUUUGCGGCUGUUGCAGCGAUCAUUCAGGCGCUUCCUGGAGAUGAAGCGAAAAUGCAGCCGCUUACUCAACUUCUGGCUACCGUCGGGCAGGCCCUGAGAAGCGCGGACGAUAGCACCGCAGACAAAGACAGGACGAUGAGAGUUUGCACAGAUGUUGUACAAACCUUGGCCUCGAUCGGCAAAGGCUUGCGAUCGCCUGCAGAUGUCCCAGUGGACUUGGAGGCACCGAGCACGGACACAUCGGAGUUCUGGACGCAAGGCCCUGGUGCCCAUGUGCAACAGCAGGCUCUGGGCAUUUACCAUGCCACACUACAAAAGGUUCAGUCCAAUAUUGAUCAUGUCUUCGUCGAUGCGUGCUGUGACUUCAUCAGAUCAGGGUUUACCGAGACGCACCCGUCGCCGUUCAAGUUCGCGGAUUCGGUCGGGCUUGACUUGAUCAUGGGAUUUAUCAGUGUCGAAAAUCCGAGCAUCGACAACGCGAUGGCGUGUGCCACUAGCUACCUGGCCUCGGUGAGUCCCGAGAACAUACACCCCAGUGUGAGGGCGGUGUUGUAUGCCGUGGUCUCCCAUCAGCAGCAUAUCCUCUCCGUCCACCGGCAGACUGCACAGGUGUCGAAUAGCAAUUUUCCUUCUGCGUCGCUUGAUUUCUUGGGGCGCUGCUUUGGUAAGUGGGGAAAUGUAUGGUUCGAAACUCAAGACUGUCAAGAGACGGUCGCCGUAGCCAUGGAGCUGGGAUUGAUGGUGAUGGCAGACUCUGACACGCUGCCACGACGAUCGGCAGCGGCAUUCUUCGCCGCAUUUGCCGACUUCAGCGGGCCUGAGAUGCGACUUCACGGCGAUGCAAGCGUACGAGUGGGGACUGUCCUGGAUCGAUUUGGUCCUCGCAUCCUGUCACUGCUGCUGCGACUACUGGGCGGAGAAUGUGCUCGGUCUGAACUCGACAGCUUGUCAGAGACGCUGAAACGAUACGUGCAGAAGCAACCCAUGCUCACAAAGGCAGUCUUCAGGGCAGCAGUCAAGCAGGAAGCCGGGGUGAUGAACCAAAAAGCUCUCCGGGCUACGACGUUAGAACAACGAAACCGGUUUGUCUCCCAGGUAGAGGCAUUGCGAGGAGCUCGCAAGACAAACGAGGUAGUUAGGGACUUUUGGAUUGCGUGUCGGGGAAGUGGCUUUGGAUACAUCGCCUGA